This is a messenger RNA of Eublepharis macularius, 4578 nucleotides long. RefSeq names its product solute carrier family 4 member 2 (gene SLC4A2). The record is from RefSeq and is a predicted model, not a curated record. Gene Ontology annotation, cellular component: plasma membrane; apical plasma membrane; basolateral plasma membrane. Lineage: Eukaryota; Metazoa; Chordata; Lepidosauria; Squamata; Eublepharidae. The coding region runs from base 165 to 3983 and encodes 1272 amino acids. The transcript has 22 exons. Gene Ontology annotation, biological process: transmembrane transport; bicarbonate transport; regulation of intracellular pH. Gene Ontology annotation, molecular function: monoatomic anion transmembrane transporter activity; solute:inorganic anion antiporter activity.
CGCGCCCGGAGAAGCGAGCUCUGCCUCUCUGCCGGAGGCUCCGGGGGCGCGCCAGAGUGCUGCGCUGCCGAUCGGUGAUGGUGCCCCCCUCUCUUUGCGCCCCGAGGCCCAGCGAGAAGGAGAAAGGCUGAGGAAGGCUGCGCCGCCCGCGCCCUCCGCCCACCAUGAGCCGCUCCGGGGUCUCCUCCGAGCUCCGCCACAUCGUCUCCACGGCCUACAAGGGGCCCGAGGCCGACGGGCUGAGCCCGGCGUCGCCCCCGUUCGGCGCGCAGAAGGAGGAGGAGGAGGAGGAAGAGAAGGACCUGGGCAAGGCGCUGCGGGUGGAGCGCUUCGAGCAGAUCCUGCAGGACUCGCACUCGCGCCCCGUCGAGGAGGCCGGCCGAAGCUACAGCGAGGAAGACUUCGAAUAUCACCGUCAGUCCUCCCACCACAUCCACCACCCGCUCUCGGCCCACCUGCCCUCCGAGGCCCGGCGCAAAAAGGGGGCCAGCAAGAAGGGCAAGAAGCAGCCGCGGGGAACAGCCGCGCCGGGGGAGACGCCGACCAUCGAGGAGGCCGAGGAGGAGGAGGAAGGCGAGGAGGAGGAGGAAGGCGAGGAGGAGCCCGGGCUCGCCGAGGAUGCCGAGCAGGCGCGGCUGCGGGAGGCGCAGGGCCCGGGGGUGCAGGUGGGCAGGGGCUGCGGGCGUGCCAGACGGGGCGGGCGGGGGCCUUGCUCUCCGGAGCUGACCCCCUCCCUCCCCCUCCCCCCCCAGUUCUUCCUGCAGGAGGAGGAUGCCGCGGAGCGCCGGACAGAGGCCUCCUCCGGCCCGGCCUCGCCCCUCAGCGCCCCCGCCAUCCCUGGGGGCUCACCCGCGGCCAGGGCGGGCAGCUCCGAGGGCGAGGAGCACAGCAGCACGGAGGGGCCCGGCCUGGAGGGGGGCUCGCCUGGGCGCCCCCUCUCCAAGUCCCAGCCCGGGCACCGAAGCUACAACCUGAAUGAGCGCCGGUGCAUCGGCAGCCUGACCGGCGUGGAGCAGGCCCGGUACCCGAAGGUGCCCACGGAUGAGUCGGAGGCGCAGACCCUGGCCUCGGCUGACCUGGACUACAUGAAGAGCCACAGGUUUGAGGAUGUCCCUGGAGUGCGGCGGCACCUUUUCCGGAAAAGUGCCAAGGGCCAGGUGGUGCAUCUUGGCAGGGACCACAAAGAGCCCAGUGCACGGCAGCGGAAGCAGGACCGGCAGCCCCAUGAGGUCUUUGUGGAGCUGAACGAGCUGAUUAUCGACAAGAACCAAGAGAUGCAGUGGAAGGAGACGGCUCGCUGGAUCAAGUUCGAGGAGGACGUGGAGGAGGAGACCGACCGCUGGGGGAAGCCGCACGUGGCCUCGCUCUCCUUCCGCAGCCUGCUGGAACUGCGCAGAACCCUGUCGCACGGAGCCGUUCUUCUCGACCUGGACCAGAAGACACUGCCAGGGGUGGCGCAUCAGGUGGUGGAGCAGAUGAUCAUCUCUGACCAGAUUCGCGCUGAGGACCGUGCCAACGUGCUGCGAGCUCUGCUCCUCAAGCACAGCCACCCCUCUGAUGAGAAGGACUUCUCCUUCCCCCGCAACAUCUCAGCCGGCUCCCUGGGCUCUCUACUGGGCCAUCACCACAGCACCAACCACGUAGGGGAGGGUGCUGAGCCAGCAGUCACUGACCCCCUCAUUGGAGGCCACUCUGGCGAACACGAGACCCGAGUGGACAUCGAGAGAGAGAGGGAAGUCUUGUCCCCCACAGUCCCUGGCAGCAUCACCAGAUCCAAGUCCAAGCACGAGCUGAAACUGUUGGAGAAGAUCCCAGACAAUGCCGAGGCCACGGUGGUGCUUGUCGGUUGUGUGGAGUUUUUGGACCAGCCCACCAUGGCCUUUGUGCGGCUGCAGGAGGCAGCUCAGCUGGAUGCGGUGCUGGAGGUGCCAGUCCCGGUGCGCUUUCUCUUUGUGCUGCUGGGCCCAAGCAGCACCAAUAUGGACUACCAUGAAAUUGGCCGGUCGAUCUCCACGCUCAUGUCUGACAAGCAAUUCCAUGAGGCUGCUUACCUGGCCGACGACCGGCACGACCUGCUCAACGCCAUAAACGAGUUCCUGGACUGCAGCGUGGUCCUGCCGCCCUCAGAGGUGCAGGGCGAGGAGCUCCUCCGGAGCGUGGCCCACUUCCAGCGCGAGAUGCUGCGGCGGAGGGAGGAGCAGGAGCGGCGCUUGCUUCUCGGGGUGGCUCUGGAGCCCAAAUCGCCAGAGGAGAAAGCGCUGCUGAAGCUGAAGGUGGCCGAAGAGGAGGAGGAGGAGGAUGACCCUCUCCGGCGGACAGGCCACCCCUUUGGGGGCCUGAUUCGAGACGUCCGUCGCCGCUACCCCAAAUACCUGAGUGACUUCCGGGAUGCUCUGGACCCGCAGUGCGUGGCUGCAGUGAUUUUCAUCUACUUUGCUGCUCUCUCUCCUGCCAUCACCUUCGGAGGACUGCUGGGUGAGAAGACCCAGGGGCUGAUUGGGGUCUCGGAGCUGAUCCUGUCCACCUCUGUGCAGGGCAUCCUCUUCUGCUUGCUGGGGGCUCAGCCCCUCCUCAUCAUCGGCUUCUCAGGGCCGCUGCUGGUGUUUGAGGAGGCCUUUUUCACAUUCUGCAGAUCCCACGAGCUGGACUACUUGGUGGGGCGCGUCUGGAUCGGCUUCUGGCUCAUCCUCAUCGUGUUGGUCAUGGUGGCCUUUGAGGGCAGCUUCCUGGUGCGCUUCGUCUCCCGCUUCACCCAGGAGAUCUUUGCCUUCCUCAUCUCCCUCAUCUUCAUCUAUGAGACCUUUCUCAAGCUGAUCAAGAUCUUCCAGGAACACCCCCUGCACGGCUGCACCAAGGCCAACGGCACAGAGGCGGGCGAGGAGGACCCCGGCCCUGUGCCUGAGGGGAACCAGACAGACAGCCGAGCGGCUUCCAGAGUGACAGGGCAGCCCAACACGGCGCUGCUCUCGCUAGUGCUCAUGGCCGGCACCUUCUUCAUCGCCUUCUUCCUUCGCAAGUUCAAGAACAGCCGCUUCUUCCCAGGACGGGUUCGCCGGGUGAUUGGUGACUUCGGGGUCCCGAUUGCCAUCCUCAUAAUGGUGCUGGUGGACUACAGCAUCCAGGACACGUACACACAGAAGCUUUCGGUGCCCCACGGCUUCUCUGUCACAGACCCUGAGCAACGGAGUUGGGUCAUCAACCCCCUUGGGGAGGAGCGCCCCUUCCCCGUCUGGAUGAUGGUGGCCAGCGCCCUCCCUGCUGUCCUGGUCUUCAUCCUCAUCUUUAUGGAGACGCAGAUCACGACGCUGAUCAUCAGCAAGAAGGAGCGCAAGCUGCAGAAGGGCUCCGGCUUCCACCUUGACCUCCUGCUCAUUGUAGCCAUGGGGGGGUUCUGUGCCCUUUUCGGGCUUCCCUGGCUGGCAGCAGCCACAGUGCGCUCUGUUACGCACGCCAACGCCCUGACCGUCAUGAGCAAGGCUGUGGCACCUGGGGACAAGCCCAAGAUCCAAGAAGUGAAGGAGCAGCGCGUCACGGGGCUACUGGUGGCUGUUCUUGUGGGCUUGUCGAUUGUGAUUGGAGACCUGCUGCGCAAGAUCCCGCUGGCUGUCCUCUUUGGGAUUUUCCUCUAUAUGGGCGUCACCUCCCUGAAUGGGAUCCAGUUCUACGAGCGCCUCCACUUACUGCUCAUGCCCCCCAAGCACCACCCUGAUGUGCCCUACGUCAAGAAGGUGCGGACGCUACGGAUGCACCUCUUCACAGGCUUGCAGCUGGCAUGCCUGGCCGUGCUGUGGGCCGUCAUGUCUACCGUCGCCUCCCUAGCGUUCCCCUUCAUCCUCAUCCUCACAGUGCCACUUCGCAUGUGCCUGCUCAGCCGCAUCUUCACUGAGCGAGAGAUGAAAUGUCUGGAUGCAGACGAGGCAGAGCCGAUCCUGGAUGAGAGAGAAGGCGUGGACGAGUACAACGAGAUGCCGAUGCCGGUGUGAGGAGGGCAGAGAACUCUAGAAGUUUUGCCCCACCUCACCUCACCCAGCGCAGAGAGGAGGUGGAUCUCGGAGUACCGCUCCUGGGCCCUCACUCUUUCACCCCGGAGGGAAGAGGCCUUCACCAAAGCGGCAUCCGUGGAUCUCUGCUGCUGCCGCCUCUGCCGUAGCGGGACCCGGAGUCGGUUGGGUGGAACGCAGUCACCCCUUUGCUUCCUUGCACCAGUGCAGGGGGAGAAGGGGGGAGGCACCGUGCCCGCCUCUUUCAGGGUGACAAUCAGUGGCCCCUUGCAUAUGAUGAUCUUAUUUAAAGAUUAAUUUAAAACUUCAAUCAACAGCUUUAUAAUAAUCUGGUGGGUAUUACUGGCCACUGGGUGGUUUGCUUUUGUAAGCCCCCUGGUGAGCCUCAGCAGGCGCCGAAGGGCUUGCCUGCUCUGAAAACACCUGCGGCAAGCCACGCGUUGCCCCUCCCCACAGGAUCAGGGGAAGGUCACGGGAGCAAACGCCAAAUUAAAGGGUGUGUGUGUAUGUGUGUGUGUGUGUACACGUCCGAUUCCUUCCUUUUACCAUGGAUAAGUUGGUGUCAAUAAAACAAAGC